Molecule: messenger RNA, 1390 nt
Organism: Diceros bicornis minor
Lineage: Eukaryota; Metazoa; Chordata; Mammalia; Perissodactyla; Rhinocerotidae
Gene: TFPI
Product: tissue factor pathway inhibitor
Exons: 9
Coding region: 342-1259 (305 amino acids)
Biological process (GO): negative regulation of peptidase activity
Cellular component (GO): extracellular region
Molecular function (GO): serine-type endopeptidase inhibitor activity
Source: RefSeq, a predicted model, not a curated record
GAGGAGCUGGCUCUGAGGCUCUCUCUGCUUCAACAGACAGGGGCGACUCUGGGCUGGAUAAUCGUCAAAUUCUUACCUCGCCCUUUCACUGCGGGCAGGAUCAGAUUGCAUUUCUUUCAUUACUCUUCACUUCCCAGUUUCUUGAUCUGUUUAAAAGAAGCAGCAGAAAAGAUAAAUCCUCUCUUCAGUGCCUGGAGGGGAAAACAAAAUAACCUCAACUCCGCUUUGAAAAAAAUCUUUCCAAGAACUUUCUUCAGAGAUUUUACUCUUACCUGCUCUGGCAUCUGCAUUCCUUUGUAUGGAUCCACAUUUCCAUCUGGUGCCAUUUUCCUUCUUCAGAGAUGAUUUAUACGAUGAAGAAAGAACAGAUUUUUUGGGCUUCUAUAUGUCUGCUGCUUAGUUGUGCCUCUGCCCCUCUUAAUGCUGUUCCUGAGGAAGGUGAAGAACAUACAAACAUUACAGAUGCUGAGUUACCACCACUGAAACUUGUACAUUCAUUUUGUGCAUUGAAGGCGGACGAAGGCCCCUGCAGAGCAUUGAUCAAGAGGUUUUUUUUCAACAUUCACACUCAGCAGUGUGAAGAAUUUGUAUACGGGGGCUGUGAAGGAAAUCGGAAUCGAUUUGAAAGCCUGGAAGAGUGCAAAGAAACAUGUACAAGAGUUUAUCCAAAGAAGACUAGAAGGACCGAGUUGCGAAAAGAAAAGCCAGAUUUCUGCUUUUUGGAAGAAGAUGCUGGAAUCUGCCGAGGUUAUAUCACCAGGUAUUUCUAUAACAAUCAGUCAAAGCGGUGUGAACGUUUCAAGUAUGGGGGAUGCCUCGGCAAUCUAAACAACUUUGAAUCACUGGAAGAAUGCAAGAGCACCUGUGAGGAUACAUUGAAUGAUUUCCCGGUGGAUGAUUAUAGAACUCAGCUUAAUGCUGUAAAUAAUGACUCCUUGACUCCCCAGCCUACCAAGCUUCCCAACCUUUUGGAAUUUUAUGGCCCCUCCUGGUGUCUGACCCCAGCAGACAGAGGAUUGUGUCAAGCCAAUGAGAGCAGAUUCUACUACAAUUCAAUUAUUGGGAAAUGCCGCCCAUUUAAGUACAGUGGAUGUGGAGGGAACGAGAACAAUUUUACUUCCAAGAAGGCGUGUCUUAAGACUUGUAAAAAAGGUUUCAUCCAAAGAAUAUCGAAAGAAAGAUUAAUUAAAACCAAAAGAAAAAGAAAGAAGCAGCCAGUGAAAAUAGUAUAUGAAAAAAUUGUUGUUAAAAAGAUAUAAAUUUGUUAUAUUAUUACAAUAUUAAUUCUACUAAAUAUUUUAGAUGAAGCUUCUCACUAUGAUUUUUUUCUUUCCUAAAAUCCUUUUAAAAUUGCAUGAAUUUCCAGUCAUAUAUUACCUGCUAUUAAUAC